AUGAAAAUUAUUAUUGCCACAAGAGUUAAUCAAUUUCUCAUUGAAGUGGGUAACUUAGAAACAGUUAUUGAAAUCAAAAGGAAAAUAGAAGAAACUCAUGGUGUUCCGGUGGCUUACCAAAUGCUAACAGUUUCUGGAUGGGAACUCGUUGAUGGAUUAGACAUGGAAGAUUACCCAAUAGUCACUGAAGGCACAAAAGUUGAUCUCGCCAUCAAGUCAGGGGUGUCACAUUCCAUUUACUAUAAUAAGAAUAUGCAAAUCACAGUAAAGUUUCCAGCUAAAAAGACUAACAUAGAGGUGGACCAGACAGAUACUGUCCGUAGCUUGAAGGAAAAAAUACACAUCAUUGCUAAUAUCCCCAUCAAAAAAAUGUCACUUUUCUUUUUGGGGAAGGAACUGAAUGAAGAUUUUCGAAACCUAAAUGAGUAUGGUAUUUGUGAAUUUUCUGAAAUUAUUGUGUUCCUCAAGACCACAAAUCAGUCCAAAGAACCAUCAUCUAAGAAGGUGAGCUUUGUGGUACAAACUUCCUCUAGUUUGCUAAAUGCAGCCACCAUUCCAGUGGAGAUGAGGGAUAUAAGCACUAUUAAUGACUUGAAGGAGUUGCUGAUAGGUAGAAAAAUUCUGCCGGUUGAUGACUAUUUGUUUAUACACAGGCAGAGGAUUAUGCGUGAUAGUUGUAGCCUUAGGUGGCAUGGGGUUGAAAAUGGCGACCAUCUCUACGUAUUCAAAGGGACGGCUAGUCGCAGUGGGUAA
This is a messenger RNA of Vicia faba (fava bean), 753 nucleotides long. Lineage: Eukaryota; Viridiplantae; Streptophyta; Magnoliopsida; Fabales; Fabaceae. The record is from the annotation of a GenBank genome assembly.